Motacilla alba alba is the source of this 2514-nucleotide messenger RNA. RefSeq names its product FA complementation group A (gene FANCA). The record is from RefSeq and is a predicted model, not a curated record. Gene Ontology annotation, cellular component: Fanconi anaemia nuclear complex. Lineage: Eukaryota; Metazoa; Chordata; Aves; Passeriformes; Motacillidae. The coding region runs from base 7 to 2472 and encodes 821 amino acids. The transcript has 26 exons. Gene Ontology annotation, biological process: interstrand cross-link repair; regulation of regulatory T cell differentiation.
CCCGCGAUGGCGGGCGCGGGCGGGAGGAGCUGGCGGCACCUGCUCGGGAGAGGCAGGAAGAGGAGAAGCCCCUUUGGGAGCGCAGAGGAGCUCCAGGGAGCGGCUCUGCGGCUGCUGGAUCAGCACCAGAACCUGGCUGACCUCCUCCUGGAGGUGGGAGAUUCAGCCGAGCCAGGUGUGCAGGAUGGGGCAGAGCAUCGGGGAGUGUCACCAGAGUCAUUUCUAGCCUCUGUUCUGCAGGAGCAGGCCUCAAAACUGGGGGUGCCCACAGCGACCUUGGCAGCCAAAAAUGCCGUUGCCAACGUGGAGCGGAUCUGCCAGGAUUCUGCCAGCCCCUCAAGAGCCCCGCUGCUGAACUCUGACCAGAGAAAGAGGUUGACCUGCUUGCUUCAGACUGUGAAGGAUUUGCUGGCAAACAACAUGUUCUGUCGCUCCCUCUUCUGCCAGGAAAUGUGGAAAAUGAAGGAGCCCCCGGUGCUGGAGGCCGUGUGGCAGCUGCACAGCGGUGACAUCGCGGGCCUGGCCGAGCUGCUGGAGAGGAGCCCAGCAGGCCCAGCAGCAGUGGAGUGGCUCUGCAGCAGCCUCCGUGGCCUCUGUGAGCAGGCUGGGGACAUCUCCUGUGGGGACACGGAGCUGGCACAGAGAAUUCUCUCAGACUUUGCCAUCGUGUUCCUUCAGAAUGGCUUUGAGCAGGCUUCGGAGCUGGGAAGGAAGGUGGAAUUCCAGAAGGUUGCCUACAUCUGCCGUGCUGUCUUACAGAGAAUGCUGGCGUGGGUGCUUGAUGCUGUUGGUAAAGAGAAGCAGGAAGAUGUUUCCAUGGUGCAAGCUGUGAGGUUCUGGCUGAAUGUGUUCAACGUGUCCCUGUAUGGAAGCGUGGCUCACCCGGAUUCCUUGAGGCAGUUUUUCAGGCACACCCUCACCGAGGUUCUCACCUACAACCCCGUGCUGAAAGUGUCUGAUGCCAUCCAGAAGCAGAAGGAGUGGAGCUUUGCCAGGACUUCUCCCCUGCUUACGGCUCUGUAUCGCAAGCUGUUGGUGGCAUUCAGUGUGAAGGAAUCCAUCUGCCAGCUGCAGCAGGUCCUGGAGACCCACGAGGUGAACUGGCAGCACGUCCUGUCCUGUGUGUCCACGCUGGUGGUGUGCCAGGCUGAGGCUGAGCAGCUCUUCAAGGAUCUUCUGAGCCAUCUCCUGCUAAAGGCCUUUGGGAAUUAUGACAUGGAAAAUAUGAUCACUGCGUUCCUGCUGGCUCGUCAGGCUGCUCUGGAGGGCCCUGCUGUCUUCAUGCCUUACUCUGAGUGGUUUAAGGCUUCCUUUGGGAAUGCUGGUGGCCACCACGGGAGCAGUAAGAAAUCUCUGGUCUUCCUCUUGGAGUUCCUGUCAGAGCUGGUGCCCUUUGAAGCUGCGCCCUACCUGAAGGUGCACAUCAUGUUCCCACCCUUUGUGCCCAGCAAGCACCGCUCCCUGCUCCUGGAGUACAUCACCCUGGCCAAAACCCGCCUGGCCGACCUCAAGGUGGCCAUAGAGGACAUGGGGCUCUAUGAAGACCUCUCUGCCCCCGAGGAGGCCUUGCAGCCCCAGGCCCAGGCUCUCCGUGAUGUUGAAAAGGCCCUUCAGAUAUUUGAAAACACCAGGAAGAUCCCAACCUCUGUGAUAGAAGCCAGCAUUUUCAGACGACCAUAUUACACUUCCUGGUUCCUUCCAGCUCUGCUCAGGCCCCGUGUGCUCCCUAAAACCCCAGAUGGGCGCAUGGCUUUUAUAGACUCCUUAAAGAGAGCUGACAAAAUACCUUCAAACUUGUACUCCACAUACCUGCAAGCCUGUCAUGCCAUGAAAGAGAAGGUGUCGCAAGAUGACUCCAAGGCAGAGCCCAGCCAUCCCAAAGAGCCUUUGGAGCAGCUGAAGGCUGAACUGGCUGAGCUCAGGACUCUGGUUGUGGACCAGGCUCAGUGGGAAGAGGUGGCAGCUCAGCUGGCCGUGGUUUCAGCCGGGCUCCGCGGUGUCCUGGGGGACAGCAGCGAGGAGAAUGAGGCUGCUCCUUCCAAUUCCCCCGUCCAGGUGGCUGUCCCUGCCCCCGGGCUGGCACCCUGCCCCCAGAGCGUUGUUGAUCUGCUGCUGACAUCAUUCUGCCAAACCCUGCUAGCUGCUUCCUCUUUCAACCCUCCUGACAGGCAGGGCCCGUGCCUCUCCCUGCUGGUGAAGAUGAUGUGUGGCCACAGGAAUCUCCUGCCUGCACUCCUGGCCAGGCUCUGCCAGCUCAUUUAUCACCAGGGUCCUUCCCUCGGUGCUGCUCACAUUUUAGGCCUGGCAGCUUUUGUGAUCCACUUAAGUGAAUGCAGAGCUUUAAUUCCUGGAGUGGAAGCCAAUUUUGGGGGCUCUCAGGCUGUUCCUGGGAAGGCCCUUUCUGUUUCAGAGUACUGGAGCUCCUUGCUGGUGUGCAGGACUCAAGAGUCAUUUGCCUUCUGCUUGAGGUGAGAUGGGGCAUCCGCCCCCUCCCUGCUGCCCCAGGUUUUUGGG